UUCUCCUGUUUCUCACCAUGCAUCGAAUAUGUUCACUGCUUGUAGUCUACGUUACCUUGCUAUUCAUCUACAUCUACACGCUUGACGGAAAACCUCGGCCAGCUUUGGUGGGACCGAGGUGGGGGACAGAUACGCCACCGCAGCCAUUAGCAGAUGGAGAAAGUAUCGAUAAAGAGAGACCUAUAAGGGUACACCCGAACCUCGAUCCAUCCGAACCAUGGCUCAAUGUGACGGACCGGGCCAAAGCUGCCAUCGUCAUCGUGGCCUCUAGCCGAGACUACACCAAUGUGCAGAAGACCGUCGUCGCACUGGAGGCAGGAUUUAACGGCCGCUUUAUGUACCCCUAUAUCUUCAUCAACGACGAGCCAUACGAGGAUCGAUUUCGCCAGAACAUGUAUCGUCUCGUUGGGUUUCGAGCUAACUAUGGUGUUAUUGAGCCAGGGUUAUUGGACCCCCGGGUAACCGAAGAUGUUUUGGUAAAAAACGAGAUGUGGUCAGCGACCGAAAGCAAUCAGUCCAUUUGGAAGGCGCACAUGGAUCAGUAUAGUGCAGGCCACAUCUUUAAUCAACCCUUGGUCAGCCUGAUGGAUUACAUUUGGCUAAUUAAACCAGGAGCUGAACUGACCUGCGAUAUCACAUACGAUCCAUUCAUGUACAUGCAGAAGCGGAAUCUCAAAUAUGGUUGGAAUAUCGCUUUGAAGCGCAACAUGGUUCAAAUUGGCUCAAUGGUGAACCACAGCCACCAAUUCAUAGACGUAUACCCGGAAUACCAAGUCAAUCCAAACCAGACCACACAACAGUCCUUGUCAUCGUUUUGCGAAUUUAGCGACACCAUGCAGAUAUAUGACGCCAACUUUUUUAGGGAUGUUCGAUAUUGGAGAUAUUUCGAAUGGCUAGAUCAUCGACUGGACUGGUCUUUGGGGCUUGGUCAGGCUGUCAUUUCACAAGGGAUCAAGUUAUUCCUCAAGCCCGAGCAAGUGUAUUUCUUUAGUGACAUAGGAGUUCAUGGUACCGGGUCUUUACACUGUCCGCAGCCGAAAGAGCUCAACAAAAAAUGUGUCUGUAACAAGAAGGAUAGUAUAGAAUUGAAACAAGAAUCGUGUGCAUACAACUGGCAUCAUUAGAGCAGUUACGGUUUCGUUCAGAAGGAAACUACAUCUCUCCUAUGGUUACGUUAAAUGCUCGAUUAAACUAAUUCUAUUAGCCCGGACAUGACCAACGACCUCUGAAGGGCAAUAUAACACUCUAAUGCUCUCUAUUCUAAGAAAAACCUUAAACUAAAAGCAAAAACAAGGAAAAUUCAUUAUCAGGGAUCCCGGAUUCGAUCAGUUGUCUCAAAUGCCACGAGAAGACAAUUGGGUAAUAUUGUUAGGCCAACUCCUUUAGCUACUCUGGCGCUUUCUUCAUAUUUUUGCUUUUCCUCAUCUUGUACUGUAAUCUUACAUCCAUAAAGUCUAUCAAGCUUGCCACCAUCCAC
Messenger RNA from Umbelopsis ramanniana AG, 1477 nucleotides. RefSeq lists its product as uncharacterized. The transcript has 6 exons. Gene Ontology annotation, molecular function: alpha-1,2-mannosyltransferase activity. NCBI's taxonomy places the organism in Eukaryota, Fungi, Mucoromycota, Umbelopsidomycetes, Umbelopsidales, Umbelopsidaceae. The record is from RefSeq and is a predicted model, not a curated record. Gene Ontology annotation, cellular component: Golgi apparatus; membrane. Gene Ontology annotation, biological process: protein N-linked glycosylation; cell wall mannoprotein biosynthetic process. The coding region runs from base 18 to 1124 and encodes 368 amino acids.